UUGAGCUUCGGUUAAUUUUCGGGCUUCACUUUUUUUGCUACCCACAGGAGGUUUUUUCUUCUCACUAUCGAGGGAAGGAUUUCCUUUUCCUGAACAUUUUCUUAGUUGUCGCUUCUCCCACAUCCACCAUCGACUGCCCCCGACUGAUUGAUUUCUUUCUGCACCAGGACAGAAUCAAUCCACGAUGUCCCACCGCAAGUUCGAGGCCCCCCGUCACGGUUCGCUCGCUUUCCUGCCGAGGAAGCGCGCCUCUCGUCACCGUGGCAAGGUAAAGUCCUUCCCCAAGGAUGACCCCAAAAAGCCGGUCCACCUCACCGCCGCCAUGGGCUACAAGGCGGGCAUGACGACCAUCGUCCGCGACCUCGACCGACCCGGCGCGAAGUCCCACAAGAAGGAAAUUGUCGAGGCGGUCUCAAUUAUCGACACUCCCCCUAUGAUCGUUGUUGGUCUUGUGGGCUACAUUGAGACGCCCCGUGGUCUCCGAUCGCUCACUACCGUCUGGGCUGAGCAUCUGGGCGACGAACUCAAGCGCCGAUUCUACAAGAACUGGUACAAGAGCAAGAAGAAGGCGUUUACCAAGUACGCCAAGAAGCACUCGGAGAGCAGCGGCUCCUCCAUCACCCGAGAGCUUGAGCGCAUCAAGAAAUACUGCACGGUCGUCCGUGUUCUGGCGCACACUCAGAUCCGGAAGACGCCAUUGAAGCAGAAGAAGGCUCAUCUCAUGGAGAUUCAGAUCAAUGGCGGCUCCGUCGCUGACAAGGUCGAGUUUGGCCACGGCCUCUUCGAGAAGCCCGUCAGCAUCGACACCAUCUUCGAGCAGGACGAGGUGAUCGACGUCAUCGCCGUUACCAAGGGCCACGGCUUCAGCGGUGUCACCGCUCGCUGGGGCACCAAGAAGCUCCCCCGCAAGACCCACAAGGGUCUCCGCAAGGUCGCCUGUAUCGGUGCCUGGCAUCCUUCCCACGUCCAGUGGACCGUAGCCCGUGCCGGUCAGCAAGGUUACCACCACCGUACCUCGGUCAACCACAAGGUCUACCGCAUCGGCAAGGGUGAUAACGAGAGCAACGGCUCGACCGAACAGGACGUCACUAAGAAGACGAUUACUCCCUUGGGCGGUUUCGUCCGAUACGGCGAGGUCAACAACGACUUCGUCAUGGUCAAGGGCUCAAUCCCCGGUGUCAAGAAGCGUGUGGUGACGCUACGGAAGUCGAUGUUCACGCACACUUCGAGAAAGGCGUUGGAGAAGGUGGAGCUGAAGUGGAUCGAUACUUCUUCGGAGUUUGGUCACGGUGCUUUCCAGACGCCGGCGGAGAAGAAGCAGUUCCAGGGCACACUCAAGAAGGACCUCGUGCAGAGCUCGUAAGAGGGUUCGCAUUUCUUCGUGUCUUGUCUCGGCAUCGGUGUUCCUGGUUCCCUUUUCGGCUUCUGCGCGAUGGGCAUGGUCUAGGGUUGGCAUUUGAGUCUUAGGGUUGAUAAUGAACAAAUGCACGAAACAAAAGUCGUAAAAUCGAGUUAUACAAACACUGCCUGUCUUCUAGUUUUCCGGCCGUGACGACGACGACGACGACGACGACGACAUGUUCUCAUGCCUAAAAGCGGGCUUGUAGGGAGUCGGUGAUGCGGCGAACCCUCUCG
Molecule: messenger RNA, 1635 nt
Organism: Durotheca rogersii
Lineage: Eukaryota; Fungi; Ascomycota; Sordariomycetes; Xylariales; Xylariaceae
Product: ribosomal protein L3-domain-containing protein
Exons: 4
Coding region: 185-1363 (392 amino acids)
Biological process (GO): translation; ribosomal large subunit assembly
Cellular component (GO): cytosolic large ribosomal subunit; ribosome
Molecular function (GO): structural constituent of ribosome; RNA binding
Source: RefSeq, a predicted model, not a curated record